AUAAAAGAUGAUGAAGAUAUUAUUCUUUAUCUUUUGUUUGGUGACUACUCAUAUUAGUUAUUAUGUUGAUGGUAUUCGAGUUACAUCAAAGGAAGAUGUGAAGUUUGAGAUAAAAGCAAAUCCCAUUACUAAUUCUCCAAUCAAGACUAUUCAUACAAAAUUUGGAGACAUUGUUGAUUGUGUUGACAUUUACAAACAACCAGCUUUUAAUCAUCCUUUAUUAAGAGAUCAUAAAUUACAGUUAAAACCCAAUUUUGAAAUUGAAGAAACAGCUGGGAAUAGUUUAGAGAUUGAAUCCAUGUUUGGACUUGACGAGGAGAUUUGUCCAGACGGAACAGUUCCUAUUCAGAGAACAAUAAAAGAUCAUAUCACUGAAGAAAAAUUGUCGUUAAAUCAUCAUAUGUUGGUUAAAAGCAAUCCUGGUGUUCAUGUUGCAGAGGUAUCUCUCAAUAAACGUUCGGGUCCUUAUUAUAAAGUGAGUGGAACAACUAGUGUUUAUAAUCCACAAAUUCAUAAGAAUACUCAAAUAUCUUUGGCUCAUCUAUGGGCUGAGAAUGGAUCUGGAAACGGUAUCAACAAAAUAUCUGCAGGAUGGCAUGUAGAUCCAAUGUUAUACGGUGAUAAUGCAACUCAUUUUUAUACUUCAUGGACGACAGAUAAUUUUUGGAAGACCGGAUGCUUCAACGUUAGAUGUCCAGGUUUUAUUCAGAUCGACAAACGUAAAAUCUACCUUGGUGGACGUGUGUCCAACAUAUCUGUAUACGGUGGACCAAUUUUUGAGAUUCCUAUUACUCUUACUCUGGAUCCGAUGACGAAAAGUUGGUGGUUAAGUUCCGGACAGACAAGUAUCGGUUAUUUUCCGGCAGCAUUGUUCAAGAACUUUGAAUCGGCAAGCGUAGUAGGAUGGGGUGGGAGAACAAGAACCGAUGUCGGAAAUACUAGUCCUGAAAUGGGAUCUGGAUAUUUUCCUGACAGAAAAAUGACUCAUUCAUGUUAUUUUAGAUCAGCAUUGAUUGAAGAUGAAUCAAGAAAAAUUUUUCCACCUAAACCUGAUCAAACCUCAUCCUUCAGUGACGUCACUAAAUGUUAUGGUGUUAAUUACUAUGGAGAUCAAGGAGGGUAUCUUGGGGCUGUUCUCCUGUUUGGAGGACCUGGUCGUGUUUGUGGAGAUUAAUUUUUUUUUUUUAUAAUUAUGUUUUAUAUCAACUUUAAGAAUAAACAGGUUUAUUAUUAAGUACAA
Molecule: messenger RNA, 1240 nt
Organism: Vigna unguiculata (cowpea)
Lineage: Eukaryota; Viridiplantae; Streptophyta; Magnoliopsida; Fabales; Fabaceae
Product: protein neprosin-like
Source: RefSeq, a predicted model, not a curated record